AUGGACGAGCCGAGCGCGAAGCGGGUGAAGCCCGAUGCGAGCGAAAGCCGCUACCGCAGCCAGCUGUACGGAGCCGCGAGCGAGUUGGCCUCUCGACGCAAUGCCAAGACAGCGACCCGGCAGGAGCUCUGCGUCGAGUGCGACACUUGCCCUGUGACGACGCCUCUCUCGAGUCUCGGUCUCGCCAAGGCGCCCACACAGUGGCGCUGGCGAUGCAAUGACUGCGUAGUCGGCUGGAACCAUCUGAAGCGUCCGUACGUCCCGCCGAUGCUGCCGCAGGGCGAUGAACCCGAAGAGUAA
This is a messenger RNA of Acanthamoeba castellanii str. Neff, 300 nucleotides long. RefSeq lists its product as uncharacterized. The coding region runs from base 1 to 300 and encodes 99 amino acids. The record is from RefSeq and is a predicted model, not a curated record. Lineage: Eukaryota; Discosea; Longamoebia; Acanthamoebidae. The transcript is spliced from 2 exons.